Messenger RNA from Aquila chrysaetos chrysaetos, 1068 nucleotides. RefSeq lists its product as uncharacterized. The transcript has 2 exons. NCBI's taxonomy places the organism in Eukaryota, Metazoa, Chordata, Aves, Accipitriformes, Accipitridae. Bases 69 to 680 code for a protein of 203 amino acids. The record is from RefSeq and is a predicted model, not a curated record.
UUAACUGAUGCCUAGACCCAAUACUCAUCCAUCAGGGAUCAUUUAGUGAUAAAGCAAUCAAUCCUGCCAUGGUGCAGAGGGGACAAACUAUGCAAGAUACCAUCACCAAAUAUCCUUUCCACCCCAAAGCAUUCUGUGAGUCUUUGUCAAUGAAAGUGCAUUUGUCUAGUCUUAUCUGCUGCAGUAUAUGUGGAAUACAAAGGAAGAAAGUAAAAUAUGCAUUUGAUGUACAUGUGCAGAUGCCAGACAUAUUAUCAACCCAAGGAGGACUGCCUUUUUUUCAGAAACUGAACACGGCACCUGAUAACCAACCCCUGCACCACCACCUCAGAUUCAAAGCUCUCAAACUGACCGUCGCCCUGGCUUUCAAACUCUGGGUAACUUCUCUUAGAAGUUUCAACAGAAAUGGAUCUUGUGAAGGAAAGAGAAAGAAGAGUGAGAUGUGGAUCCUUUGCCUUUCAUAUACGAGACAGCACGGAGAAGACCCUUGCAGUGUUUGUAGGAAGAGGAGACCAAGGAGUCCUGAUGCAGUGACAAAUAAAAUCAUAGGUAUAAUUGUCUGUUCAACACUUAUAAUAUGUGACACUAUAGUGUCCAAAUCAGAAGCAGAUGAACUCCACUUAGCCAUGUUUACUAUCAGCCAUAUCACUGAACAUAUUUUUAAAAUGGCAAUGUUGUAAGAAAAGAGUUGAAGUGAAGGUGGACAAGCUGGGAGAGUCAGCCAUCUCCAGUUAUCUUUUCUUUUUUCUUUUUUUUUUUUUUUUUGCUUCUGUUAAAGCAGGUUAAAGGGGGUAGACUCAAACCCUCAAUUACGAGUUAAUUCAUCUGGUCAGUUUGAAUGGAAAAAGCAAACAGCAAAGACAUCUUAAUUUGGCUAUUUGCUCACCAGUCGCCUUCAGUAUCUGUUGUCUCUACUUGGUGCUGUCCAUUGUGAAUACUCCAUGUCAUACUAUGUUUUAUGUGAAAUCUCUCCCUAGAUGCAAUUUUGACUUGAGAUACAUACAAAUUCUACUAAUUUCAUUUGGAACUGUACAACUUACUUCUUUACUCAGCUUUGAAAAUCUAAAG